UUGCGUUUCAAGUGUUACUGAUUCUCAUCACAAUACAAACAACCGCUUAUAGGGGACAUCAUCCUGAAGUGCAUUAUUUUUAUAUGGAAAAUAAAAUAUGGCUCAGAGAGAGCGUGUAUCUGUUUUUUUUUGAGACACUAUUUAUCAGCCGCGCUGUAUCAGUGAUAUUUUUUUUCUAUUUUAAAGUCAUGACAUUAACCAAACGCCUUCAUGAUGGCAAUGAAAUACCAGUUCUCGGCUUAGGAACUUACCGUAUGCGAUCAGAAGAAGAACUCCGGCCAGUCAUUACUGAAGCGAUUCGUUGUGGAUAUCGGUUAAUUGAUUCGGCAACAGUCUAUAAGAAUGAGGAAGUAUUGGGAAAAAUCUUGAAAGACAUUUUUACAGAUCCUUCUUUUGGUAUACAACGCAAAGACCUGUUUAUAACGUCUAAGCUAUCGCCUCAAGAUCAAGGAUAUGACAACUGCUACAAAGCUGUAAACAAGUCUCUUGAACGAUUUGGCUUAGAUUAUUUUGACCUUUAUUUGAUACACUGGCCAGGCACUGCAAAAAAGCAAUUAAGUGACCCUAUCAAUUCCGAAAAUCGUAUGGGCAGUUAUAGAGCACUAGAACAAUUAUAUAAAGAAGGGAAAUUGAAACAAAUAGGCAUAUCUAAUUACACUGUGAAGCACUUAAGCGAACUAUUGCAAAAGUGUGAAAUCGUGCCUCACGUACAUCAAUUUGAACUUCAUCCAUAUCUUUAUCAAACUGAAUUACUUAACUUAUGCCAGCAACACAACAUUCAAGUGCAAGCUUAUUCUAGUUUAGGCGAAGGAAAGCUUGUCAAUGGUGAAAUCAAAAUAGACUGCCUAAACGAUAUUGCUCAAAGGCUACGAACCACACCAGCUGUUGUGCUCCUACGUUGGGCGGUGGACCAUGGCUGGCUGAUUAUUCCAAAAAGCAAAACUCCUACAAGAGUAAAAGAAAAUGCAUCUGUAUUAGAUGUCCAACUUUCAGAUGAAGACAUAAAGCUACUGGACGAUAUUCAUAAUGCAAAAACUCGUAGAUUUUGUUGGGAUCCUACCAAUGUCUAUUAAUAUAUUAAUUAGCUAUCGAUUGAAUUCUUGUUAAAGAUUUACAAUAUAGUGCUAGUCUUAUAUUCUUGAAGAGAAGUUUUAUGAUACGCAAAAAGAAAUACAAAAGAGCUUUAUUGAUCAAGUAUUGUUAUGUCUUUAAAAGAU
This is a messenger RNA of Rhizopus microsporus ATCC 52813, 1217 nucleotides long. Its product is annotated as aldo-keto reductase. The transcript has 7 exons. Gene Ontology annotation, molecular function: oxidoreductase activity. The record is from RefSeq and is a predicted model, not a curated record. NCBI's taxonomy places the organism in Eukaryota, Fungi, Mucoromycota, Mucoromycetes, Mucorales, Rhizopodaceae. The coding region runs from base 189 to 1073 and encodes 294 amino acids.